CGAUUCGAACGGCGAGGAGCGGUAUGGCCAAGGCGAAAGAAGCGAGUGGCGCGGCUCUCCAUGCGCACCAAGGAGGCCGUCGUCCAUGGCCUCGGCCGCCACUACAGCGUACCUGGCCGCAAAGGGAGCGGGACGAAGGACGUGGCCGCUCGUGGGGCCACGUAGCAGCGGAGUACACCACGGAGAAAGCGUCGGUGGCCAAGGACGUGGCUUUGGAGAAGGGACAGCAAGGGUACGAAGUCGCGAAGGAUUACGCGCAACAGGCAGCGUCCAAAGCAAAAGAUGCCACCGUGGCCGCAGCGGCCAAAGCUAAAGAUGUUAGCGCUACUGCGGGCGGCACCGCAGCAGAGUAUGCAAAGCAAGGAGCAGUAAAAGCCAAGGAUGUUGCAGUUAGCACCGGUGAGGCUACAAUUGAUUACGCGAAGCAAGCAGCAACCAAAGCCAAGGAUGUCACCCUGGGUACAGGGGAAACUGCAGCAGACUACGCAAAGCAAGGGGCGAUGAAAGCGAAAGACUCAACCGUGGACGCAUCAAAAACUGCGGCGGAGUACGCGAAGCAAGGGGCAGUAAAAGCAAAGGAUAUGACUAUGGAUGUCUCGAAAACAGCAGCAGAUUACGCGAAGCAAGGGGCAGUAAAAACAAAGGAUACGACUUUUGACGCAUCAAAAACCGCGGAGGAUUUUGUGUGUGAGAAGAUAGCGAUGGCUGGAGAGGCUGCAAAGGAUGCUGCUCAGGGAGCGAAAGAGUAUACUGGGGAGAAAGUAGAAGAAUCAAAGGAGGCAGCAGGUGUAGCAGCUGAGAGAGGUGGAGAGUACACGGAGGAGAAGGCGAGGGAAGCAAAGGAAGCGGGCGAGAGAGCUAUGGGGUUUAUUGGUGAGAAGGCAGGAGAGGCGAAGGAUACUACUCUCAACAGAGGCCAGCAGGCUGUUGACUAUACUAAACAAAAGGGCGAGGAGGGGAAGGAGUCAAUGGAAAGUACCGAGCAACAAGCUAAAGAGUAUGCAGACGAGAAGGCCCAGGAGACAAAGGAGUCGACGAAAGGCACCGGUCAACAAGCUGAAGAGUACGCAAGCAAGAAGGGCGAGGAGGCAAAGGAGACUGCAAAGAGUACCGGCGAACAAGCCAAAGAGCAUGCAAGCCAGCGGGGCGAGGAAACAAAGGAAGGGCUGAAGAGUGCUGGAGAUAGAGCGCAGCAGACAGUUGAGGGAUCGGCCGAGAGGACAAAGGAUCACAGCGGGCAGUCUAAGGCGGAGCCCCUCGGAGGAGAAAAAACUGAAGAGUGUAAAGAAGAGCAGCAGAAGAUCAUGAAGCCUGGCAGAGAUCUGGGAGAAGGUGAAGUGGUCCUAACCGCGGAAGGGAAGAGCUCAGCUACCACCACAGUUGGCGAGCUUUGUGAGGCUGUGGGGGAGGCGGUGAUCGUAGCUGCGAAGACGGCGAAGGACGUAGUUGUGGGUGAGGAACCGGAGGAGAAGAAUGAAUAGACGUUGUGAUGGGAAUUUAGCAGUCACUUUUCUAUUUUGGGAUUUCAGUGUUAUGUAGAUGUGUUUUGUUUGUUGAAUAAUGUGAAAAGAAUGUCCAUGGAUAAUGUUGGAUCCAGUGUCUGUUUCAGUCGCUCCAUGAGCACCA
This is a messenger RNA of Asparagus officinalis (garden asparagus), 1626 nucleotides long. Its product is annotated as late embryogenesis abundant protein ECP63-like. The transcript is spliced from 3 exons. NCBI's taxonomy places the organism in Eukaryota, Viridiplantae, Streptophyta, Magnoliopsida, Asparagales, Asparagaceae. The coding region runs from base 24 to 1481 and encodes 485 amino acids. The record is from RefSeq and is a predicted model, not a curated record.